GCAGGUGAAUAUUCCCAGCAGGACGAACAAGAUCCAGGUAGACCUCGCUGCAGAAAGGAGUCAGGGUGCAGAAGAUCAAGUAUGAUUAAGAACCUGUGGAGAUUCGUUAAGGCAAUGAGCAGAAAUCUGUUUCCACGUGAGAAGUUGCAGUUACCUGCAGGAGAGGACUGUUCAUCUUCCAUGACCGCCUGUGUGGAAGAUUGGACACAAAAGCUGGAAAGUCUGGAAGAUUCCAGUGGAAUCAUGAUUACCCCAAAACAAGACGACACAGAAGAACACAAAGAAGAAAUGCAAAAGAAAAUAUUGGAGCAUUUUCCAUGGAAGAAAAAAGAGGACAAGGCAGUGGGCAAGUGUGGGGACAAUGUAGGAGUGCUGGAUUUAGCUGUGGUGGAAGACUACAUCGUGAAAGACUUUGGAAAACUACCCCUUCCUUCCAACCGCGCUUUCGACGUCCCAAAAUCCAAUGUGAUUCCCUGUCUGCUGAACGGACGUGACUCUGUCUGUUCUAUCGCUGGGGAUGAAGCUAUCAAUAUACCGGUGAUGACACUAGAGGAAGUGAGGAAUUUGGGCCUUGAAGCUUCAGUGAGACCCGUCGGUGAAGCUGAGGACCUGAGGAAGGUCUAUGGCCCCCUGACAAUCGUCGGAGCUCUUCACAAUAUCUACGUCCAGCUGGGAGAAAUGGACCCUUUGACUUUCACUUUCGCGGUCCAAGAUAGGGACAUGUUCCCCAGAAUUUCACUAGGAAACAGGUUCCUUGCGGAACAUGGUGCAGUUUGGGAAUUUUCCAGUGAGGGUUCGAGGGUUUCACUGAAACAGCAGAACGCCGAUGGUGUGCCUGAAGCCCCGCUAUAUUUCGAGGCUGUGUACCGUCAGCGGAACGAGGCAGACAGAGUGACGGUGCAGGUAACAGAGCGAGGCCCAUCAUAUGUUAUGGCUGAUGUCAGCGAUCGAAUGCAGAGUGGUGACUUGCCAGAACUGAACUGCAUCCGCUUUGACAUUCUCGGACAGAAAACAAAAAAUAUCCGGGUUUUGAAAACAUACACUCUAGCAUACAGUGAUGCGGAUGUUUCCUUGGGAAAGACCUUUUUCCACGAUGCGCAUGCUAUUGUGGAUUAUCAAGAAAGAGCGCUCUACCUGAAACUCAGCGGUCGUUUUCAGAAGAUUGCCCUGGAAAGAGGACGUUCAUACAUAGGUCAUGAUAUCCUUCCAAGAGUGGUAAUGUGGCAAGAUCCUCAAGAUCGAGGUCCCGAAGGGAAAGAACCUCGCCCGCAAAACUUGCCUAAUGAUGCUGUCCGUUUACCAGAGCCAGGACCGCAAGAGAGGCCUCAGAAACGACCAAGCUUUUUGAGACAUUUGCCUGAGAAGAGAGACGACAGGAGGAGGAGGAGGAUAAGAGAAGUCCCAAGGCCCCAUAAGCCUCCAGCAUACAAACCUGAGAGGAAAAUUCCGCGUUUUUUGCCCAAGGAAGAGGCAGCAGCAGCACCUAGACAGCAUGACUGGAGCCAGAUGUCUUCAGCGUCUUCGACUUGGAAAGAGACACCAAAAAAAGAAAAAGGACAUUUUAUUCAAGAUAUUUUGUAAUGAAAGAAGAAAUGUUCAUUUCCACCUCUUUCGAGAACUUUUUAUUUGAUUUACUCACAAUCUUUGUAUUUCCUUUUUCCACAUUAUGCAAGUUAUAUUUUUAGUUAUAACUGAAGGAUAAUAUAAGGGAUAUUUUAAGUUAUCAAGUGUAUAACUGUACUAGCGUGUGCAUAUAA
Macrobrachium nipponense is the source of this 1757-nucleotide messenger RNA. RefSeq lists its product as uncharacterized. Bases 82 to 1581 code for a protein of 499 amino acids. The transcript is spliced from 2 exons. Lineage: Eukaryota; Metazoa; Arthropoda; Malacostraca; Decapoda; Palaemonidae. The record is from RefSeq and is a predicted model, not a curated record.